AUAUGGCGGAGGGAGUGGAAGUGACGUUUUUCGAUCUGCGAGUGGUUCAUGAUCAUUUCGAUAAAGCCCUCAUUGAGGAUGAUGAUGUCAACAUCAGGGCUUAUCUCGAUGCCUACAACGAACUUUAUAAGUUCUUUCAACUUAUGGGAAGUGUUUUCAGUUUUGUUUCCGCCGAUUUGAAGCAGAAAAUUGAUAUUCUUAAUGAUUUAUUGAACAAAGAAGAGGAGAAGUAUCAGACUGUUAAGUCUAUGAUUGAACAUGAGAAGGAAAAUAACUUAUUGGAGAAGGGGGAUUACUCGAAUGGCGCUAGGACACUAUUGAGACUUCAUAGAGGAUUAGAUUUUAUUAGAGAAUUUCUGAGACAAUUGGGGGAUCUUUCCGAUGCUGAUAAGACAUCACGCUGUUGUCAGGAUGCUUACAACAAAACUCUAGCCAAACAUCAUCCAUGGGUCAUAAGAAAAACAGCUGUUGUUGCAAUGUACACGAUGCCCACGAGGGAAAUGUUGCUCAAGAAGGUGUGUGGAGAUAACGUUCAACGAAAUGUUGAUGUUUUACCAAAAAUGUUGGAAGUGACUGCCGACAUAUUUAAUCGUACCCAUAGUCUUUAUGAUCUCCACGAGCUGCACGAAUUACCUUAAAAGUGUUCCUAUAAUAUCAAAGAUUUGAAUUGGCAUCCGUGAAUGAUAAUUCAAUGUAUGCAUUCUCGUAUUAACCACGGAAUACCGAGAUCGAAUGGAGCUCCCAUAGCUUUAUUAAGCUUUUGUAUUAAUUUUUAAAAAAUCAAUGUAAAAAUAACAUUCCACGUAGUCCCACCAAUGUUCAUCACGCGUGAGAAAAAUCUCAUAAUUAUUCUUGGAUUUAAACUAACACUUUGCAUUGCGUGUAGUUCUCCUGUAAUGUGCAAUUUUCAAUUUGCCUUCUGCCCUUUUGCAAAUUUUCACAAUCUCCGUUGGUAAAUAAAAAUCGUCAGGAUAUAGUAAUUUGUAUUUUUUUUUACAAGGAAUGUAAUGAAGGGGACAGUACAAUUUCAAUGAUAAAAUAUCAGUGAUGGUUAUUGUGAGUAUUGUU
Fopius arisanus is the source of this 1068-nucleotide messenger RNA. RefSeq names its product ceramide-1-phosphate transfer protein. Gene Ontology annotation, cellular component: cytoplasm. Gene Ontology annotation, molecular function: lipid transfer activity. The transcript is spliced from 4 exons. NCBI's taxonomy places the organism in Eukaryota, Metazoa, Arthropoda, Insecta, Hymenoptera, Braconidae. Bases 3 to 638 code for a protein of 211 amino acids. The record is from RefSeq and is a predicted model, not a curated record. Gene Ontology annotation, biological process: intermembrane lipid transfer.